Miscanthus lutarioriparius is the source of this 399-nucleotide messenger RNA. The record is from the annotation of a GenBank genome assembly. NCBI's taxonomy places the organism in Eukaryota, Viridiplantae, Streptophyta, Magnoliopsida, Poales, Poaceae.
AUGGACGACGGCGGCGAGGAGGUCACGUUGGCGCUCACGACAUGGUCUCUCAAGUUCCCGCUGACAGAAGAUAGCUGGAGGUGGGAGAAGGACAAGGACGCGUCGUGCUCCUCCCUGUGCAUCGCCGACCUCCUGGACAACGCGAUUCCGGUGGACGGCGGCGGCGGCAACAAGCGCAGGUUGCUGCGGCGGGUCGUGCGCUGGCCCGUCGUUAGCAGGGCGCGACCUGGCGUGGCGCACGUCUGCGUACAUGACUUGGAGUUCAAGCGCAAGGAGAAGGAGUGGGCAGCCACGGGGUGCUACGAGGUUAGCCUCGACGUGCCUCGUCGCAGGGUCGCGUCUGUGUUCAUGUUUCCUGCAGGAUCGUCGUCUCCUGGGCAUAUGGUGAUGCCACUUUGA